This is a messenger RNA of Paramecium primaurelia, 1557 nucleotides long. NCBI's taxonomy places the organism in Eukaryota, Ciliophora, Oligohymenophorea, Peniculida, Parameciidae. The record is from the annotation of a GenBank genome assembly.
AUGGGUACAUAACAAUCUACAGGAUAUGAUUUAUCAUAAUAUUAAUAUAUAGAUGAAGUUAUUGAUCCAAUAUAUGGAGAAGGUAAGUUAUUUUAAAAGCAUGAGACAGGAGAGAUAAUAUGUCUUAUUGAAAAAAUGAUUUAAGAGGAAACAAAAAAUUAAGAAAUGUCAAUUAAGUUAGAUCAUCCAAAUCUAUUAAAAAUUUAUCAUUAAGAAAUAAGUUUAAUGAAAGAAUUAUGUUCAUCUAUUACUAAAUUAACUAUUGUAUAUGAAUUUACAAGUCUAAAUUUAAUUACCAAUAUUAAUCAUAGAAGAACUAAAAAUAUUCCAUUUACAUAAAAACAAUUAUGGGGUCUUUUACUUUAAUCAUUGAAUGUCUUAAAUUAUCUUAAAUAAUUUGAUAUAUAUCCUAUGGAUUUAAAAUAAAUGAUGAUUUCUAGUUAAGGUUCUAUUAAAUUUCAUUCAAUAUAAUCUAAAUAAUUGAGUAAUUACAAAAAAUUAUUCUAUAAUUUAACAGAUCAUAUUCACAUUUCUCCUGAAGAAUUAAUAUGUUUAAAAAGAAGAGACACUAUUCUGAAUUUGGAUUAUGAAAAAUGUGAAUUAUUCUAAUUAGGUUUAACAUGUUUAUAUGCUGCUUCUUUAGUAGAAACAAAUGAUAUUUUUGAUCUAAAAACAUUUUCAUAUUCAUAGAAUACAAUUUAAUAAAGAAUUUAAUAACUUCAAUACUCAACAGAUUUCAAAUAAACACUUAAUAAAAUGUUAAAUCAUGAUCCCUUAAAUAGAGGUACAUUCUAUACUUGGUUAAAUUAAUUAUCAUAAAUAGAUGUUGAAAAUAAUUUGUUAUUAUUAUAAAUUAAGGAUCAAUAAAAUAAUCCAAAAAUAAAUAAUUUAAAAUCAGUUAAUUAAUUUUCAGAUUAUCAAAUAGAAUAUAUGCCUUAAAAUUAUCCUUAAAGAAUUCCUGAUGCUAUUUAAUCUUAAUACUUAAUUUCAUUAUAAUCAAAUUUACCAGCAUCAAAUCCUCCUUAAGGAAUUUUACAACAAAAACCUUUUCAUAUAGCAACUCCUGAUUAAUCUAGAAUUUCUAAAGAUAUUAAGAGAUCACAAUUAUCUUUACAACAUCAAAAUGAUAAUAAUAAAAGUGAAUAAUAAUUUUUUUAAGAAUCAGGACCAACUGUUUAAACUUAAAAUGAUGAAAACUUUGAUAAUGAUUAAUUAAAAUAAUAGCCAUUUGAUCUUAAUCAUAAUCCAAAUUAUUUUUCUAAUUUAUAAGCCAAAAAUAAUGUUGUUAAAAAUUCAUAAUAUCCAAUUUAAAUGCCAACCUUUUCUUCUAAUAUUUAAACUCAAUAACCAUAUAAAGCAUAUAAUGUAUUACAAUAGAAUAAUUAAUAUACUUAAUAAAUAUAAGUUCAAAAAUAAUCACAAAUAUCAUAAUAAAGUAACAAAAGUUAAAGAGAAGAGAGAAUAGAAUAGGCAGUAAAAUCAUCCAAAAUGGCAAUACAACAAUUCGAAUAUGCUCUUUAAUCAGCAUCAAAAGGUUAGCGUCCUAGUAAUAUUUGA